Molecule: messenger RNA, 3781 nt
Organism: Populus trichocarpa (black cottonwood)
Lineage: Eukaryota; Viridiplantae; Streptophyta; Magnoliopsida; Malpighiales; Salicaceae
Exons: 11
Coding region: 1365-3416 (683 amino acids)
Molecular function (GO): nucleotidyltransferase activity
Source: RefSeq, a predicted model, not a curated record
CAUCGGAGCAAACUUCAUUGAUUAUAUAAGUUUUCAGUUAGCCUGAAAGAAUUUAAAUUCAUAAUUAUUGAAGAACAAACUAAUACCUCACUAGUUUAGCUACUCUUCAAGUUAAUUUAAUGCUUAUUUUAUUCUUAAAAUAUUUUAUGUAAUUCGGUUAUAGCAUGCUUUGUAUUUAAGCCUGUAAAUUUUUAUUCUUUUUCGUAUGCUUGUUCUCUUUCAUGUGUUUUAAAGUUAAUUGGUAAUUUUAUGUUUACGUUAAAAUCUCCAUCACAUUGAAUUGUACUAAACAUUUACAAAUUAUCGAUGAUAAUUUUCCUUAGGAUUGCUUGUACAGGGAUGCUGCCAAGACCCCCCAAGUCUCUACCUUUAGCACUUUCAUGGCGAAAGAAGGUCUCUCCGGUCUCUAAGAUCGAGGCCCCCUUCGCUUUGGAGCUCCGAUUGGCAGUAAAUUCCAUUAAUCCGUGGUUUAUAGUGUUGAAUUUUGGGUUUAGGGACAGUUUUGGGGUCUAUGGAGAAAUGGGGAAUGGGUUUGGGUGAGGUACUUUCACUUUUAGUGGAGUUUUCACAUUGUGAGAUGGAUCAGUUAAUUAACUGUAUAGAUGAACAACGGUCCAGAUCUCUUUUGAACUAAUGAAGCUAGCCCCACCAAGAUCUUGCCACGUCAUCAUCACCCCCCUCCUUUUGGAACCUCUGGCUCUGGGCAGUGGAGUAGUGCUAUAAUAUAGUUAGUGGUUUAGGGGCUGUCUAAGUCUUGGUUUCAGUCAGGGAACUGAAAGGUCAGGGGCUGGGGCUUGCCCUGUGGUUGUGUAAAAGCUCUUUCUGUGUUUGAGACUUUGAACGGAGAUGAUGUGCCUUUUGUACUGCAUGCAUGAGUGCAGCAGCGAGGACAAGAAAGAUUUGGAAGUUAAUCGAAGCAAUAAGGCAAAGAAAAAGAGAAGAAAGAAACCAUUUUGGCUCUUCUUAUCAAGUAAGUCCCACAUGGUCAAUACUCACAUUGUUACUGUGACUGCUGGACUUUACCCUGGUAUGGAAGAAUUUGGCCUGGUGGGUUGGUUCUUAAAGCUGGGAUAUAUCAUCAAACAGUUCCCAUGAUUGUUGUGUGCAAGAAUCAUUCCAGCAUGAUAAUUUGUGAUUUUCAUAAGCUAAGGAAUAAAAAUCAUAAUGGUUGUUCAAUAGAACUGCAGAAGAUGCCUCAACAUAGCUAUGGUUGCAGCAUCAUGUUUGCUUGCUUACUUCUGAAAAGUGUUUUGCAGUACUGAUUUAUCUGUAGUCAGAUUUGAAAUUUUCAAUGGGGCAUUGCUUUGGUGAGUGCUCUUAGGCUGCUUUUCCUGGAACUGAAGCAUCUAUCUCACAAUCUGGAUAUGGGAAAUCUUCAAAGGAGUUUGUCACCUUCCUCCCUUUCCACCUCUUCCUCCUCUUCACAUGGUCCACACCCAUUGCAAAUUGAUCCAGAACUCUGGCUAAUGGCUGAAAAAAGGACCCAAGAGAUACUAUAUACCAUUCAACCUACUUUUGCUUCUGAGCAUAAAAGGAUGGAAGUCAUCGAUUAUAUUCAGAGUUUAAUUAAAUAUUAUUUUACAGUUGAGGUCUUUGCAUUUGGUUCGGUCCCUCUGAAAACCUAUCUUCCAGAUGGAGAUAUUGAUCUGAUGGUCCUCAGUCACCAAAACAUGGAGGAAGAAUUAGCCAGGGGUGUCUGCACUCUCCUCCAACGUGAAGAGCUUGACCCUGAAUUCCAAGUAAAUGAUGUCCAAUAUAUUCACGCUCAGGUUAAGCUUGUAAAGUGUUCUGUGAAGAAUAUCUCCGUUGACAUCUCUUUCAAUCAAAUGGCAGGGCCCUCUGCUCUAUGUUUUUUAGAGCAGGUUGAUCAACUUAUUGGGCAAGAUCAUCUUUUCAAACGCAGCAUUAUCUUGAUCAAAGCAUGGUGUUUCUAUGAGAGCCGAAUUCUUGGUGCACACCAUGGCUUGAUCUCGACAUAUGCAUUACAAAUCUUGGUUUUGAAUAUCAUUAAUGUUUUCCAUUCAUCUCUACCUGAUCCUUUAGCGGUCCUCUACAAAUUUUUGGAUUAUUAUAGCGCCUUUGAUUGGGACAAUUAUUGUGUCAGUAUAAAUGGCCCCAUUCCCAUAUCAUCCUUCCCACAAACUGAUUCAACACAUAACAAUGGGAACGAGUCACUUAUCAGUCAGGAGUUUCUGAGGAACUUUAGAGACAAGUUCGCAUUUCUGAUGAAAGAACUUGAGAAUGGUGCCCAUGAAUUUCCCAUUAAGCAUCUCAACAUAGUGGAUCCUCUUAAGAGCAGCAACAACUUAGGACGUAGUGUUAACAAAGGAAAUUUUCAUCGAAUAAGAGGUGCCCUUUCUUAUGGAGCUCAAAGGCUUGGAGAAAUAAUUGCGUUACCAGGAGAAGCAAUGGGUGGUAGACUUGAGAAGUUCUUUAUGAACACUUUGGACAGAAAUGGUAGGGGUCAAAGGCCUGAUGCUGAUGUUCCUGUCCCUGCAUUUGGUACUGGAAGAUCGGAGGCGUCUGAUCUCAAUGGAGACUAUGACAAGUAUUACAGUGGUCUCCUACAUGGCCAGUGGUAUCACAGUUAUGCAUUGCCUGUACCUCCUCAGCCCAGUUCGCCAUCAUCACCUUCACAAAUCAAGCAGAAAAGUGCUAGGGAUGUGCUGCCUCAGUUGCUGCAAAGCAAGCAGGAUAUUCUUUCUCAAAGAGGCACAGAGGUGUUCUUCCCAAGGCAAAAAUGUCACCCUUAUGCUUCACAAGUCCAUGUGGCUAUUUCUGGUAUUGAUACAAUGAGGAAGUCAAGAGGAACAGGCACAUACAUCCCUGACAUGUGCCAUAAUCGUUACAAAGAUUUGCUAUUAUGGAUGACAAUGAGCAAUCCAGAUUCUAGUCAUAGACCAUUGUUGAAAUCACCUCGAAAGAGUGACUAUGCUGAAGAUUCCCCAAUGACGGUGAAGAGUAGGAAUGGCAACUGCCUUAAUAUUUCACCAGAUCAAAUCUCACCAGGGAUGGAGAAGAGUGAGAAUGGCAGCUGCCUCGAUUUUUCACUAGAUCAAUUCCCACUUCUUCCUUGCAGUGAGAAUUCCAUGUCAUCAGAAAUCCAUCAUUCGUAUCAAACCACCACUAAGGCUUGCCAGGCGAAGAAUUGUUCUGCCACCUUAGGGAAUAUUCAGUUUGGAUCCUUACCAUUACUGCUAGGAAUGCCUUCAUCAGUGGCGAAGAAGCAAGCAGAUUCAGGAGUUUUAACAUCUAUGUAUAGAAUGCCAGCUGUCCAGAGAAAAAAAAUGCAGAAGCAACAAGGGUUCUUGGAGAGUCCUGAGAAAAUGGUUCACAGACAACAUUUUCAAGUGAAGAAUGAUACGGCUUUCCCCCUCUCUGACCACCAGGGCACUCACAUGUGGAGAUUUAAGUAAAAGAGUGGAACUACAGCUCAACAGAAAUGCUGAUACCUAACCUGACAUGGAUCCUUGCUUACACAGAAAUAACGCUGCCCUGGGAAGGCUUGAAAUACAAUUUUGUUUUUGUUUUCCUUCUGUCAAACCCCAAUAAUGGAAGCAUUUUUGUUGAGGAGGGUCCUUGGAUGGGUUUCUCAUCCUUUCCACCUCUUUUGAAAAAUCUAAGGUACUCUAUAGGAACUUUUGUCAGGAAAAAAUGGUUAUUUUUCUAUCCUCUCUCAUCCUCGCUAAAGCUUUCUCCACUGUUUGGUGAGCAUUCAGCGAGGAGUUUUUAAAGCUUGUAUCAGGGUGCUUUCUGUGAUAACACUUUUUUUUUUUUUUUA